AUGCAACAUUUUAACGCUAACAUCCCACUAUUAUUUGGAAUUGCCACAAUCUCUUUAACGACAGGUUAUUAUUUAGGCCAAAUAUCACCAUCUCUGGGUAGAAAGGAUAAGAUUCAAGAGAUUCUACAAAACUGUAAAGAAAAGGCCACUCUUGAACAACAGCAAUAUGAAGAAGCUAAUUCUGAAGAAAACAACAAUAAUCAUAAUGACACAAACUCUAGUGAUUUAGAUGAGGAAAACACAGAUUCAGAAGAGGAUGAAGACAUUGAGUCGUUAUCUUUGAAUGAUAUUCCGGGCGAAGUUAGAAUGGCAUUAGUCAUUCGUCAAGAUCUGGGGAUGACAAAGGGAAAAAUUGCAGCUCAGUGUUGUCAUGCGGCAUUGGCUUGUUACAGAAAGAUUGCUACGGAUCCAAAAAAAGUUUCAUAUAAUCCUGCAAUGACUCAGAGAUGGCUUAUGGGAGGACAAGCUAAGAUCACUUUGAAAUGUCCCGAUAAGGAGACCAUGGAUGAAUUAUAUGCCAAGGCUAUAUCAUUGGGUGUGAAUGCUAGUGUCAUUCAUGAUGCUGGGAGAACUCAAAUUGCAGCAGGAAGUGCAACAGUUCUUGGCGUGGGUCCUGCACCAAAGGCUGUCUUAGAUCAAAUAACAGGCGAAUUGAAAUUGUAUUAG
Molecule: messenger RNA, 666 nt
Organism: Naumovozyma castellii
Lineage: Eukaryota; Fungi; Ascomycota; Saccharomycetes; Saccharomycetales; Saccharomycetaceae
Gene: PTH2
Product: aminoacyl-tRNA hydrolase
Exons: 1
Coding region: 1-666 (221 amino acids)
Source: RefSeq, a predicted model, not a curated record